AUGGCCCUGACCGAAGAUAAUGUUCUCGCUCUUAUUGCCCAACCGCGAACCAUAUUGCUCUUGUCUCUACUCGGCACCAUAAUCUGUACCGUCUCCUGGGUCAUAGGCCUCAUCCGGGAUCCUCUCCGAAGCAUUCCAGGCCCCACUGUAACACGAUACACGGCGCUGUGGUAUCUCCGCAAGAUAUAUAAAGGAGAGUUCCAUCAUGAAAGUAUCCGGCUACACGAGAAGCACGGGAAAAUCGUCCGCAUCGCGCCAAACAUGUAUAGCAUCGACGAUAUAGACGCCGCAAAGACCAUCUAUGGGCACGGAACCAAGUUUCUCAAGGCGGACUGGUACUCCUCGUGGACGGCGCCGGCAGUCUGGAGCGUCAAUCUCUUUGCCAUGCAGGAUGCCAAGGCGCAUGGGGUUGUUCGGCGGCAGUUUGCCAAGUAUUACUCCAUGACGUCGAUGGUGCAUUACGAGGGGUAUGUUGAUGACAGUAUCCGGGCAGCUCGAGGCGUUUUCGGGGCGCGGCGGGCGCUGGAUAUGGGUGCUUGGUUGCAGUAUUAUGCUUUUGACGUGAUUGGCAACAUUACGUUUGGCAAAGCAUUCGGGUACCUUGACAGGGCAGAAGACAUCAACAACAUGAUUGCAAAGCUGGACCAGAGCAAUCUGUACAGCGCCCUAAUGGGUCUCUUCCCCUCUGCCCAUGCCCUCAUCGUCCGCGUCGCUGAGUCCCCGGCGCAAGUCAUGAUCGACUAUAUAAAGGAUUUAAUCUCCCAGGAAAAGGCAAAACCAAAGGCCGUAAAAGACGAUAAGCCGAUCCAAGAAAACAAAAACAACGACGACAAUAACCCCGCACGAACAGAAGCCUUCCUCCGCAAAUUCCUAACGGCCCAUGACCGGGACCCUUUGACCUUUACCUCAACACACCUUCUCUUCGGAUGCGUGCAGAACAUCUUUGCGGGAAGCGACACCACCGCCAUUGCUCUUUCCUCAAUCAUCUUCCACCUCACGCGCAACCCAUCCUGCCUGGCGAAGCUGCGGGAGGAAAUCAACGCCGCGGCGGCCGAUGGCACCAUUUCCGACCCCGUUACUUUUGCACAAAGCCAGAGUCUGCCUUACCUGCAGGCUGUGAUCAAGGAGGCCCUGCGCAUAAACCCGGCUGUGGGGCUGCCUCUUGUCCGUGUGGUGCCUGCAGGCGGGGCCAUGCUUUGUGGCGAGUUUUUCCGGGAAGGGACAGUAGUCGGAAUAAACCCGUGGGUAGCGCACUACAACAAAUCCAUCUUCGGCACGGAUGCGCACGUCUUCCGACCUGAACGGUGGCUAGGCCAGGGCCAAGAUAAGGACAAGGAUAAAACCGAGAGCUCGCAGACAAGCAGCAUGGAUCAAUAUUUCCUUCCAUUCGGCCUGGGCUCCAGGACGUGUAUUGGCAAGAAUAUCAGUCUGCUGGAGAUUGGCAAGCUGGUCCCGCAGCUGGUGCGGAAUUUCGACUUUGAGCUUGUGAGUCGACAGGAUGCGCUGGCUGGGCAGAAUCACUGGUUUGUUAAGCCGUAUGGGUUCGAGGUUAUUCCUUGCAAACUAUAA
Penicillium canescens is the source of this 1569-nucleotide messenger RNA. Its product is annotated as cytochrome P450. The transcript has 5 exons. NCBI's taxonomy places the organism in Eukaryota, Fungi, Ascomycota, Eurotiomycetes, Eurotiales, Aspergillaceae. The record is from RefSeq and is a predicted model, not a curated record. Gene Ontology annotation, molecular function: monooxygenase activity; oxidoreductase activity, acting on paired donors, with incorporation or reduction of molecular oxygen; iron ion binding. Bases 1 to 1569 code for a protein of 522 amino acids.